GUCUUGUAGGAGUGUUUUCAAAAAGAACUAAAUUUAUUUCCUCUAUUUAUGCAUACAGUCCCUCUUUUCAGUGGAGAACUUUGUCCAUUACAUGACGGUGUCCUUGGAAAUGCUCAGGAAUGAGGUUCCUCGAAUGAUAGUGAAUGUGGUUCAGAUAUUGCCCAUGGAGACCCUGAGGGAGGUACAAAAGCCCACCCCAGGAUGUCUGCUCCAAAGGUCAUUUUGCUCAUGUCUGGUAAAGCCAGCCGCUGGAUCUGCUGAUCUGAAAGAACUAAUUGGAGUCAACCUGGAAUUCCAGAAAGCAUUGGAGCAACUAUUGUACAGUGACCGUUUCUUUAAGAAUGACUUUGCCAUAGUUUUGCAGCCAUUUCUGAAACACGCCGAUCCACCAAGACUCCCUAAUGGGAAGAUUGACAUGAGCUUCUUUACUCCUGACUGCUUCCACUUUACCAUGAAAGGACAUGAGGAGUUGGCCAAGGGACUUUGGAACAACAUGUUUCAACCUGAGGGGGAAAAGUUCAUGGUGGAGAGCUUUUCGAACCCUAUUGAGCUCAGUUGCCCCCCUGUGGGUCAUCCAUACAUUUAUACCAGACCUAGUGCUUCAAAGACUGAUCCGGCGCUUCCUGAGAUACCCCAGUCAGCUGGCAUCACACUCGCAUCUCUAUACCUCAUGCUUGUCUUGGCUUUCCUUCCACUCUGGUUGGCUGUUAAUCUGGUCUCCUUGUAGGACGUCCAUAUGGAGUAUCAUGGUACAUGAUGUCUGCCCAGCUCGAUGUUCUACUUGGCAUGGAUAUCACUGUUUUGAACAUUGUUUGGGCUUUGAACAAAUGUUGUUCUAUUCAGAGACUUUGGUAUAAUCUGUAGAACUGGUAACGGAGUAAACCAGAACAAAAUUAUGCUAUCAUUGCAUUGAAGACUCUUUUAAAUGGCUCUGUGUGAGCAAUGGAAAGCGAAACGUUGAAACCUCAGAAUAGAAAAAUAUAUGCUAACCUGAUAACCUUUGCUGAUAUAGUUAACCGAAAUAGCACGACGACAGGUGCAUAGCCGCAUUUAGCUCUGUGUAAUGGAGCCAUAAUCAAUUUAGGUUAUUGUGUAAGAUAAUUUAAACUGGUUUGAACAAAAAUGACCAAAGGAUACACUGUAAACUCAUUUAGCCUCUCUGGAUACUGGAAUUUAAUGUUGAGUGAGGAUUGCUUUGCUUGCGAGAGCAUGAUAAAAAAAUAAAUGCUUUGAAGGUUUCUUAAUGGCCAGAGUAAAAGUGAAUUGCUUU
Molecule: messenger RNA, 1270 nt
Organism: Triplophysa dalaica
Lineage: Eukaryota; Metazoa; Chordata; Actinopteri; Cypriniformes; Nemacheilidae
Product: phospholipase B1, membrane-associated-like
Exons: 7
Coding region: 92-727 (211 amino acids)
Biological process (GO): phospholipid metabolic process
Cellular component (GO): brush border membrane
Molecular function (GO): A2-type glycerophospholipase activity; phosphatidylcholine lysophospholipase A1 activity; retinyl-palmitate esterase activity
Source: RefSeq, a predicted model, not a curated record